This is a messenger RNA of Phlebotomus papatasi, 1481 nucleotides long. Its product is annotated as phospholipase A1. NCBI's taxonomy places the organism in Eukaryota, Metazoa, Arthropoda, Insecta, Diptera, Psychodidae. Gene Ontology annotation, molecular function: lipase activity. The coding region runs from base 311 to 1342 and encodes 343 amino acids. The transcript has 7 exons. Gene Ontology annotation, biological process: lipid metabolic process. The record is from RefSeq and is a predicted model, not a curated record.
ACUCUUCAUUUGGACUGUGCACGAGGUGCCAAUUUAGAGAUAGUUUUCAACCAAUUUCUAAUAUUUCCUGCUUAGAUAAUUAAUUUCUCUUGUUAGACAUCUUGAAGUAAUCAAGAUAAAAUGAUCGUUGUGACGAAAACAGCUUUAACAAAGUGGAAUUAAAUAAAAAAGCAUAAUACAUCAUUCAGAGUUAAUUAGUGCAAAUAAGUAAAAAAAAAACUGUGUGAAGGAGAAGUUGCAAUUAAACUUAUUUUGAGUGUUGUGGAAUAUGUUUUUUUAAUGAAAAAAAUUAUCAAAAAAUUGUAAAACAAUGAAUGCGGUUGUCAAUACAACAGCGACUUUCUGUUCAGUCUUCACAUUGCUUUUUGGAGGUUCACCUUUGAUUUUUAGUCCUGCUCCACGGGGGGAUUGUGUAAAUUGCUGCACCAUCAGAGAGCCCAAAGACAUAAGAUUUCUUUUAUAUACAAAAAUUAAUCCGACAAAUCCUGACCAUCUGUAUAUAUCCGAUGAGAAAAGACUCAAAACAUCUCAUCUUAACACCUCCAAUCCAUUGAUACUCUAUCUUCAUGGAUUUUCUGAACAAGCUCCAGGAGAUAUAGGACAGAGCUCCUUUGAAAUUAGACAGGCAUUUCUAGAGAUGGGUGAUUACAAUGUGAUUCUUGUGGAUUGGAGAUCACUCACAGCACUCCCAUGGUAUAUCACUUCUGUUCAGAACGGUCCUCGAGUUGGACGCUACAUCGCAAGAUUCCUGAAGUUCCUAAUUAAAACGGGGAAAGUGAAUCUGGAAAAGAUUCAUGUUAUUGGAUUCAGUCUUGGUGCAGAGGUCGCAGGAUUUAUUGGGAAAAUUUUAAAGGCAUGGGGCCUUUUUUUGCCAAGAAUUACCGGUCUCGACCCAGCCUUUCCCCUCUAUAUGUUUAUGGGGAGUUCUGACCGUCUUAGCGCAUCCGAUGCCCGUUUUGUUGAUGUCAUCCACACAGAUGGCGGUAUCUUGGGCUUUCCUUGGCCAUUGGGUGAUGCUGAUUUUUUUCCCAAUGAGGGUGUACCUCUUCAACCUGGUUGCGCUCGUGAGGAAAUAUCAAAGAACCGCUGGUUGGGCAUAUUUGUUGGGUGCAGCCAUCAGCGUGCGUGGCAGUAUUUUGUUGAAUCAAUACGCCGUCCAAAGGCAUUCCUGGCCACAAAAUGUGAGAAGUCUAGCCAGAGAUUUAAGGGGAAAGUUAAAUACAAGAGCUGUAAUAGGAAAAUUACACCUUAUAUGGGCCUCAUGGCAGACUCACGUCUCCGUGGUCGAUUUUUCCUUACAACAAAUGAUGAACCACCAUUUGGAAAAAAUUUUCCGUUUUAAUAGUUCCUUCUGGAAGUGCAACCCGAUGAAUCUUUUAGUCAGUGAAUUCUUUUUCAGUACAAUUGAAUAUAAUACUAUUUAUGUGUUUCAACUAGGCCAAUGUAUAGCUUUAGUAGUAUUUAAUAAAGAAAUAUCUAAA